Messenger RNA from Lactuca saligna, 2280 nucleotides. The record is from the annotation of a GenBank genome assembly. NCBI's taxonomy places the organism in Eukaryota, Viridiplantae, Streptophyta, Magnoliopsida, Asterales, Asteraceae.
AUGGCGUCUCUGCUAUGGCUCUGCGUCCUAGCAGCCGUCAUUCACCCCUCAUCCGCUGCCAAACAAACCUACAUUGUGCAAAUGAAGCACCACCAAAAACCCACAUCAUACCUCACCCAUUCCGAUUGGUACUCCCAUCACCUACAAGCUCUCACCUCCGCCACCCAUGACGCCCUACUCUACACCUACACCACCGCCUACCACGGCUUCGCCGCUUCUUUAGAUCCUCAACAGGCUCAAGCACUUCGGGAAUCGGAUUCCGUCCUCGGAGUUUACGAGGACACAGUUUAUCAGCUUCACACCACCCGAACCCCGGAGUUUUUAGGGAUAGAGAACGAGUUGGGAUUCCUGACCGGUCAAACGCCUCAACAAUUCAGCGUUGCUAGCAACGACGUCAUCAUCGGAGUGCUUGAUACCGGAGUUUGGCCUGAGUCGAAGAGCUUUGACGACUCCGGGAUGCCCGCCGUGCCGACGAGGUGGCGAGGUGAGUGCGAAGAAUAUGAAGAUUUCAAGGCGACCUUAUGCAAUAAGAAACUGGUAGGUGCCCGGAAGUACUACUACGGGUUUCGUAAGGCAGCCGAAGUAGAGAUAAUGAAAGAAAAACCCACACCCCGUGACUUAAAUGGCCACGGCACUCAUACGUCAUCUACAGCGGCGGGGUCUCAGGUGGGUAACGCCACUCUGUUUGGGUAUGCUACCGGCACGGCGCGUGGAAUGGCGGUCCACGCAAGGGUUGCUUCUUACAAAGUCUGUUGGAGAUUAGGCUGUUUCAGUUCCGAUAUCCUUGCUGCCAUGGACCAGGCCAUCUCCGAUGGUGUAAAUGUGUUAUCAAUGUCUCUCGGCGCCGGUUCUAUGCCUUAUUAUCACGACCCGAUUGCAAUCGGCGCGUUUAAGGCUAUGGAAAUGGGUGUGUUCGUGUCGUGUUCCGGUGGAAACUCGGGCCCUGCAAAGUCGUCAAUUUCCAACGUCGCGCCAUGGAUAAUGACAGUCGGUGCCGGGACUCUCGACCGCGACUUCCCGGCUUACGCUGUGUUAGGAAACGGCAAACGGGUUACCGGCGUAUCCUUGUACAGUGGGAAAGGAAUGGUGGAUAAACCGGUGGAAUUGGUUUAUAACGCCGGUAAACGGAAUAACAGUUCGAGUAAAUUGUGUCUACCCGGGUCGCUUGAAUCUGAUCUCGUCCGUGGUAAGGUGGUUUUCUGUGACAGAGGACUGAACCCUCGAGCGGAAAAGGGUAUCGUGGUGAAGGAAGCCGGCGGGGUCGGAAUGAUACUAGCGAACACGGUGGCGAAUGGGGAGGAACUGGUGGCGGACAGCCAUGUAUUACCAGCGGUAGCGGUGGGGCGAAAGGUCGGCGACGAGAUCAGGAAGUACCUGAAAACAGAGGCGAAACCGACAGCGGUAUUAAGCUUUGGUUGGACUGUGUUGGGGGUGAAGCCAUCGCCGGUGGUGGCAGCGUUUAGCUCGCGUGGUCCUAACAAGAUAACACCUGAGAUACUGAAACCAGACGUGAUCGGACCUGGAGUUAACAUUUUGGCUGGAUGGUCCGGCGCUAGCGGACCUACCGGAAUAAGUUCCGAUGACCGGAUAACACAGUACAACAUAAUGUCAGGCACCUCCAUGUCCUGCCCACAUAUCAGCGGCUUAGCAGCACUCCUGAAAGCGGCACAUCCCAAAUGGAGCACAAGCGCCAUCAAGUCCGCCCUCAUGACCACCGCAUACACAGUGGACAACACGAAAUCGCCGCUACGUGAUGCCGCCGGAGGCCAAGCUUCUACACCUUGGGCCCAUGGAGCAGGUCAUGUGGACCCACAUAAAGCGAUUUCUCCGGGGCUUGUGUAUGAUAUAUCAACGAAAGAGUAUAUCGCGUUUUUGUGUUCCUUGGGGUACACCAUGAAGCAGGUGGAAGCGGUGGUGAACCGGCCGAAUGUUACUUGUAGCCGGAGAUUUAGGGAUCCGGGUCAACUGAACUACCCUUCGUUUUCGAUUGUUUUUGGGGAGUCGAGGGUGGUGAGAUACACGCGGCGGUUGACGAAUGUUGGACCGGUGGGGGAUGUAAGUUAUGAGGUGGAAGUGGAAGCACCUGAAGGUGUUGAAGUAAUGGUGAGACCAGAGAGGGUUGUUUUCAAGGAGGUGGGAGAGAGGGUGAGGUAUACUGUUACCUUUGUGUUGAAGAAGAAGAAGAAGAAGAAGGGUAGAGGUGGUCAUGGUUUUGGCUCUAUAACUUGGAAGAAUGGUGAAAACCGAGUUAGGAGCCCUGUUGCAUUUACUUGGGUAUAG